Diabrotica virgifera virgifera (western corn rootworm) is the source of this 2065-nucleotide messenger RNA. Its product is annotated as zinc finger protein 239-like. Gene Ontology annotation, biological process: regulation of transcription by RNA polymerase II; central nervous system development. The coding region runs from base 90 to 1136 and encodes 348 amino acids. NCBI's taxonomy places the organism in Eukaryota, Metazoa, Arthropoda, Insecta, Coleoptera, Chrysomelidae. The record is from RefSeq and is a predicted model, not a curated record. Gene Ontology annotation, cellular component: nucleus. Gene Ontology annotation, molecular function: RNA polymerase II cis-regulatory region sequence-specific DNA binding; DNA-binding transcription factor activity, RNA polymerase II-specific. The transcript is spliced from 3 exons.
CAAAAUAACGACAUUUUGAUUUUAGUUAAUUUAGUUUGUAUAUUUCUAAUAGUAGUUAUAUUCAUUCAGUUAAUACUUUAUACUGAGCUAUGGAAUUUAAAGUUGAAAUUAAGGAAGAGUUGGUUGAAUAUAAUCAAAAAGAUCUAGAGAGCCAGCUAUCCACAUCAAUAGAUCUGGAAAACUUCAAAAAUGAGCUAGAACUAGAAGAUAACUCAGAAAUGGGACCAAAAGCUGAAAUUAAGAAAGAGUUUGCAGCAGAAUGUUCUCAAGAAUAUAGAGAGAAUCAGCUAUGUACAUCCCAAGAUCUUGAAGACUUGGUUAAUAAAGCAGAUGAAGAUAACUCAGGGUUUUCUCAGAACGGAAGGGAAAUCGUAAAAACUGAACUUGAAUGCUCCACAAAUGGACAACUUGAACAACAAAUAAGUGCAAAGACUGAAGAAACAUCAAAAAAUUCUAUUUGUAAAUGCAAAAUUUGUUUUAAGCUAUUUAACCAGGCAGGUUCUUUGAAACGACAUUUAAAAACGCACUCUUCAAAAAAGCUGAACAAGUGCGAAAUUUGUUUAAAGCAGUUUGAUCGAGCAUACGAUUUCAAAUGUCAUUUGAGAGUGCACACUGGAGAAACGCCUUACAAGUGUGAAAUUUGUUUUAAGCAGCUUACAACAAAAAGAAAUUUGAAAACACACUUGAGAGUGCACACUGGUGAAAAGCCUUACAAGUGUGAAAUUUGCUUGAAACAGUUUAGUCAAGGACAUAGUUUGAAAUACCAUUUGAGAGGGCACGCCAGUGAAAAACCUGAGAAGUGUGAAAUUUGUUUUAAGCAGCUUACUACAAAAAGUAAAUUGAAAAUACAUUUGAGAGUGCACACUGGGGAGAAACCUUACAAGUGUGAAAUUUGUUUUAAACAGUUCAGUGUAGCAUAUAAUUUAAAAGCACACUGGAGAGUGCACACUGGAGAAAAGCCUUAUAAGUGUGAAAUUUGUCUUAAACAGUUUAAGCAAAGAAGUUAUUUGAAAGAACAUACGAAAGUUCACACUGGAGAAAGGCCUUAUAAGUGCAAAAUUUGUUUUAAACAGUUUAAUCAAAGAACACAUUUGAAAACACAUGCGAAAGUUCACACCACUGGAGAAAGGUCUUAGACCUGCACAUAUUGAACCCAACCGAGACACAACCUUCGCCAACGCACAGUGGUUCCAAAUGCUGAAAACGUGGUCAUGAGGUAAAAGAAGAAGUUCCUAUUUAGUGAUUUUCAUGCUUACAGUUGUUUUCUCAUACUAUCGUAGAGUCGUAAUACGCAGGUAUAAGGAUCAGAUUGUAUGUAUUGUGGUUCAUAGCUCAGGAACAAGUGUAGCACGUCCGAGGUUAUUUUAGCCGGCAGACAACGUGAAAAAGAACGCGUGUAUUUAAAACGCUGUAAAACCUUUUGUAGUUGACCAAUUUUAUCGCUGUAAAGCAGAUUCUUCUUUUUGAAGUAUGUAGUAAUGUAAGAUGUAAGUUAACUUAAGAUUUAGUAACAAUAAAUGCCUUAAAUUUGUUUAUACAUAAAUAGUGAAAAUAUACUUGAAAUAAUCUAAAUUUUGUAAAAAUACAUUAAAAAAGUACAAAAUUCUGCGACUAAUGUUUAUUAAUCUUAAAAUAUAUAGUAAGAAGAUACAUAAUCACUUUGGUUUAGCUGCCUAUAACUGCCUAUGCAUUGCUGGCAGUUGUUUGAAUACAAAAGUGGGAAAUGACGCAUAGUACAUGAUUCUGGCGAUUGUUGAGUAUGUAUGGAUGGUUGUACAUAUGUUAGUAAUAGGUUUUGGAUAUUGUACUUAAUAAAUACAAUGUAUUGGUAAUCAGCAAUUUCAAAAGUCCCUUAUGAUAUAAAAUUUUAUACAAAUAUGGGUUUAAAAUAAAAUUUUCGAAUUUCUUUCGGCCAUAUUGCGCCAUUUUGUUAAAAAAAAUUGUGAGUGUAAUCAGCCACCUCCAACUAUCAAAAUUGACAAAAAAAAAUUGAGUUUUGAUUGAUAUUUUCAAUUUCUAUUCGCCAUAUUUAUUUUUAUAGCGGAUUAUAUAUGUGUAUUUAUUG